Molecule: messenger RNA, 1221 nt
Organism: Impatiens glandulifera
Lineage: Eukaryota; Viridiplantae; Streptophyta; Magnoliopsida; Ericales; Balsaminaceae
Product: 1,4-dihydroxy-2-naphthoyl-CoA synthase, peroxisomal-like
Exons: 9
Coding region: 50-1042 (330 amino acids)
Biological process (GO): menaquinone biosynthetic process
Cellular component (GO): cytosol
Molecular function (GO): 1,4-dihydroxy-2-naphthoyl-CoA synthase activity
Source: RefSeq, a predicted model, not a curated record
CUCUCUCUCACAACUAUCCAGUCUUCCUGAUCAAGUUCUGCUGCCUGCCAUGGACUCUGCUCAAAGAAGAUUGGCAUCCAUCACCAACCAUCUAGUCUCCUUCCAGUUGGCCCCGACAACUGAAGGUUCACUUGAUCGACAAAACUGCAUUUCCUUUACAAACGACAGCUACAAUCGUGUUCAUGGUGAAGUUCCUACUCACAAGCCUGUCUGGAAGAAUAUCCCUGUUGAUGAGUCAGGUAAGCCAUGGACCGACAUCAUCUACGAGAAAUCUCAAGGAGAAGGCAUUGCCAAGCUUACAAUCAACAGGCCAGAGAGGAGGAAUGCUUUCCGUCCUCAAACUAUUAAGGAGCUCACUCGAGCGUUGAACGAUGCUAGAGAUGAUAUUUCCAUUGGAGCCAUCAUUUUGACUGGCAAGGGAAAUGAUGCAUUUUGCAGUGGUGGAGAUCAGAAAAUGAGAGGCAAAGAUGGGUAUUCGGAUUAUGACAAUUUUGGCCGUCUCAAUGUUCUUGAUUUUCAGAUUCAAAUGAAACGAUGCCCAAAGCCCAUCAUUGCUAUGGUUGCUGGCUAUGCUAUUGGUGGUGGACAUAUAUUGCACAUGUGUGCUGAUCUUACAAUUGCAGCAGAGAAUGCUGUUUUUGGUCAGACUGGACCAAAGGUUGGAAGCUUUGAUGCUGGUUAUGGAAGUACCAUAAUGUCCCGUUUGGUUGGACCAAAAAAGGCUCGUGAAAUGUGGUACAUGGCAAGGUUCUAUAAUGCAGCUGAAGCAGACAAGAUGGGGCUUGUCAACAUUGUUGUCCCUCUGGACAAGCUUGAGGAGGAAACUGUUAAGUGGUGCCGAGAGAUAAACAGGAACAGCCCAACUGCAAUUAGAGUGAUCAAAUCUGCGAUUAAUGCUGCAGACGAUGGGCAUGCUGGUAUUCAGGAGCUUGGAGGGAAUUGUACGCUGAUGUUUUAUGGUACCGAGGAAGGAAACGAAGGAAGGAAAUCUUUUGUCGAACACAAACAACCAGAUUUCUCCAGAUUCCCUCGUCUUCCUUGAUUUUUCAAUGACCUGUUCUUUUUAUUUUGUUUUUUGGGUUUAUUUCAGUUAUGCCUUUUGUUUGAAUAAAACAUUUAUAAUGUUCUCAGAUCUGUUGUGAGUUGUGAGUCGUGACAUCCAUAAUGUAAUAAUGGUUAGCCAAAUGGCUAAAAUGGAAAUAUGGGCAGCUUUUCUUUUUU